This is a messenger RNA of Rubroshorea leprosula, 2287 nucleotides long. NCBI's taxonomy places the organism in Eukaryota, Viridiplantae, Streptophyta, Magnoliopsida, Malvales, Dipterocarpaceae. The record is from the annotation of a GenBank genome assembly.
CUAAUUUUCUGUGUUUUGUUCAUCACCGGCGUCUCAAGUCUCUACGCCGGACCGGAACCCGACAUCAAUCUUCACUCUUCCAUCACCCUUCAGGAUUCAAGAUGGUGUCAGACGCUAGCAAGAAGAAGGCGGCGCAGAAAAAGGCGGCUGCCGCGGCCAAAAGAGGGGGGAAAGCAGUGGCGGCGGCUUCUGCUGCUUCUUCCAAGGCUGCUGCCGCUUCGGCAGAUUCCCAGAACGGAGUGGAUAAGUUGUCCGACGGAGUUGGGAGCCUCCAGAUAUCUGAUCGGACUUGCACCGGUGUACUGUGCUCGCAUCCUCUUUCUAGAGAUAUUCGCUUAGAGUCCCUGUCAGUUACAUUCCAUGGGCAUGACCUCAUCGUUGAUUCUGUGCUGGAGCUUAAUUACGGAAGGCGUUAUGGCUUGCUUGGAUUGAAUGGUUGUGGUAAAUCAACCCUGCUUACCGCAAUAGGAUUGCGUGAGCUCCCAAUUCCUGAGCACAUGGAUAUCUAUCAUCUCACUAGGGAGAUUGAAGCUUCUGACAUGUCUGCAUUGGAGGCUGUCAUAAGUUGUGAUGAGGAGAGGUUGAAGUUGGAGAAAGAAGCUGAAGCAUUGGCUGGACAGGAUGAUGGUGGUGGAGAACCACUUGAACGAAUCUAUGAGAGAUUGGAAGCUAUUGAUGCAUCAACUGCAGAGAAACGUGCAGCUGAAAUUUUGUAUGGUCUUGGUUUCAACAAGAAGAUGCAGGCUAAGAAAACCCGGGACUUCUCCGGUGGCUGGAGAAUGAGGAUAGCAUUAGCUCGGGCGUUAUUUAUGAAUCCCACCAUCCUGCUUCUUGAUGAACCCACAAAUCAUUUAGAUUUGGAAGCAUGUGUCUGGUUGGAAGAGAACUUAAAGAAAUUUGAUCGCAUCCUUGUUGUGGUAUCACAUUCCCAGGACUUCCUAAAUGGAGUGUGCACAAACAUUAUCCACAUGCAAAACAAAAAAUUAAAGCUCUACACUGGAAACUAUGAUCAGUAUGUUCAGACCCGUGCUGAACUGGAAGAGAACCAGAUGAAACAGUACAAGUGGGAGCAGGAGCAGAUUGCUUCCAUGAAGGAGUACAUUGCUCGCUUUGGUCAUGGGUCAGCAAAACUAGCCCGCCAGGCCCAGAGCAAGGAAAAAACACUUGCAAAGAUGGAGCGAGGUGGCCUUACAGAAAAAGUGGUAAAAGAUAAGGUCUUAGUGUUCUGUUUUGUUGAUGUGGGAAAACUUCCUCCACCGGUGCUGCAGUUUGUGGAAGUUACAUUCGGGUACACACCUGAUAAUCUCAUUUACAAGAACCUUGAUUUUGGGGUGGACUUGGACUCCAGGAUAGCUCUGGUUGGACCCAAUGGUGCUGGGAAGAGUACCCUGCUGAAGCUGAUGACAGGGGACUUGGUUCCUCUUGAUGGCAUGGUACGGCGACAUAAUCAUCUUCGAAUUGCACAGUUUCAUCAGCACCUGGCUGAGAAACUUGACCUUGAAUUGUCUGCUCUCCAGUACAUGAUUAAAGAGUAUCCAGGGAAUGAGGAGGAGAAAAUGAGAGCUGCAAUUGGGAAGUUUGGCUUGUCAGGCAAAGCACAGGUGAUGCCAAUGAAGAAUCUUUCAGAUGGGCAGAGGAGCCGAGUCAUUUUUGCUUGGUUAGCAUAUAGGCAACCCCAUUUGCUGCUCUUGGAUGAACCAACAAACCACUUGGAUAUUGAGACAAUUGACUCACUGGCUGAGGCAUUGAAUGAAUGGGAUGGGGGGCUGGUUCUUGUUAGCCAUGAUUUCAGGCUCAUAAACCAGGUAGCUGAGGAGAUUUGGGUGUGUGAAAAUCAAACGGUCACCCGUUGGGAGGGUGAUAUUAUGGACUUCAAAGAGCAUCUCAAGAGGAAAGCCGGUUUAUCUGACUGAAGCAGUCAAUCCCAUUGGUUAUGAAGCUUUAUUUCAUCGAUAUAUUUAUAUAUGUAGUCUGAUCAUAUGAUUGUAUUGCCAUCAACAUCAGGGGAUUACCUCUACUGGAUGUGUAAUUUCCCAGGUGGAUUAUGACGAAAGUGAUAAGACAGAGGACACGAUGGCUUUAUUAUUGCUUCAAGCCAUCAGGUUUGACAUCCUUUGCCAGGUUUUUAGCGGAUAUUUUGUUUCUGUCGAUUCUACUCGUCAGUCUAUUAAGGGGAUUUAGCAGAAUAUUAUUAGCUACUGUGGAGUUACUUGUUCUUGUCUUUAUGUACUCAUCAUAUUUUGUACUUGAUAUUAUGUUAACAUCUUAAUUCCAUAAUCAGUUCAUU